Molecule: messenger RNA, 3900 nt
Organism: Cavia porcellus (domestic guinea pig)
Lineage: Eukaryota; Metazoa; Chordata; Mammalia; Rodentia; Caviidae
Gene: Map2k4
Product: mitogen-activated protein kinase kinase 4
Exons: 13
Coding region: 258-1442 (394 amino acids)
Biological process (GO): MAPK cascade; protein phosphorylation
Molecular function (GO): ATP binding; JUN kinase kinase activity
Source: RefSeq, a predicted model, not a curated record
UCCCAACAAUGGCGGCUCCGAGCCCGAGCGGCGGCGGCGGCUCUGGGGGCGGCAGCGGCAGCGGGACCCCGGGCCCGAUAGGGUCCCCGGCGCCGGGUCACCCGGCCGUCAGCAGCAUGCAGGGGUUGGAUCCAGGGCCUGCGGCAUGCUGAGCAGGUGCCCUCCCUUCCUUCCUGCGCGGGGGAUUGAACCCAAGGCUUGUGCACGCUAUGCAAGCACUUUACACCUGAGCUACAUCUCCAGCCCAGGAAUUUUUCAUGGUCUGUUCCAGGACCAGAAAUACGAGGGAAGUAAAUGAACUGGAACUUAUCUCUUUUACUUCAGGCUUUCAGAUAAACUUCUGUGAAAAGACACAAAGUAAACGCAAAGCACUGAAGUUGAAUUUUGCAAACCCACCUGUCAAAUCUACAGCAAGGUUUACUCUGAAUCCCAAUACUACAGGAGUCCAAAACCCACACAUAGAAAGACUGAGAACACACAGCAUUGAGUCAUCAGGAAAACUGAAGAUCUCCCCUGAACAACACUGGGAUUUCACUGCAGAGGACUUGAAAGACCUUGGAGAAAUUGGACGAGGAGCUUAUGGUUCUGUCAACAAAAUGGUCCACAAACCAAGUGGGCAAAUAAUGGCAGUUAAAAGAAUACGGUCAACAGUGGAUGAAAAAGAACAAAAACAACUUCUUAUGGAUUUGGAUGUAGUAAUGCGGAGUAGUGAUUGCCCGUACAUUGUUCAGUUUUAUGGUGCACUCUUCAGAGAGGGUGACUGUUGGAUCUGUAUGGAACUCAUGUCUACCUCGUUUGAUAAGUUUUACAAAUAUGUAUAUAGUGUAUUAGAUGAUGUUAUUCCAGAAGAAAUUUUAGGCAAAAUCACUUUAGCAACUGUGAAAGCACUAAACCACUUAAAAGAAAACUUGAAAAUUAUUCACAGAGAUAUCAAACCUUCAAAUAUUCUUCUGGACAGAAGUGGAAACAUUAAACUCUGUGACUUUGGUAUCAGUGGACAGCUUGUGGACUCCAUUGCCAAGACAAGAGAUGCUGGGUGUAGACCAUAUAUGGCGCCUGAAAGAAUAGACCCUAGUGCAUCUCGACAAGGAUAUGAUGUCCGCUCUGAUGUCUGGAGUUUGGGGAUCACAUUGUAUGAGUUAGCCACAGGCCGAUUUCCGUAUCCAAAAUGGAAUAGUGUAUUUGAUCAACUAACACAAGUGGUGAAAGGAGAUCCUCCACAGCUGAGUAAUUCUGAGGAAAGAGAAUUCUCCCCAAGUUUCAUCAACUUUGUCAACUUGUGCCUUACGAAGGAUGAAUCCAAAAGGCCAAAGUAUAAAGAACUUUUGAAACAUCCCUUUAUUUUGAUGUAUGAAGAACGUACUGUUGAGGUCGCAUGCUACGUUUGUAAAAUCCUGGAUCAGAUGCCAGCUACUCCCAGCUCUCCCAUGUAUGUUGAUUGAUACCGCUGCUACAUCAGACUCUAGGAAAAAAGGGCUGAGAGGAAGCAAGACGUAAAGAAUUUUCAUCCGUAUCACAGUGUUUUUAUGCUCGCCCAGACACCAUGUGCAAUAAGAUUGGUGUUUGUUUCCAUCAUGUCUGUAUACUCCUGUCACCUAGAACGUGCAUCCUUGUAAUACCUGAUUGAUCUCACAGUGUUAGUGCUGGUCAGAGACCACAUCCUGCUCUUUCGUGAUGAACAUACUCAUGACAUGUGGAAGUCAGUACGAUCAAGUUGUUGACUGUGAUUAGACCACAUUUUAAAUUCAUUUCUAGACUCGAAACCUGGAGACGCAGCUACUGGAAUGGUGUUUUGUCAGACUUCCAGUUCCUGGAAGACGCAGUGACGGAUGUGCUAUGUCUGAACAUAGAGACGCGGGCUUGAGUGAGAAGAGCUUACACAGCCAGCGAGACUUAUUGCCUUCUGGAGCUGGGAGACAAAGGAGGAAUUUACUUUCUUCACCAAGUGCAAUAGAUUUACUGAUUUGAUAUUCUGUUGCUUUACAGUCACAGUCGAUGUUUGGGGAUUGAAGUGCUCAGCCAGAUUUCCUGUUGAAAUACCGUGUUAAAUUAGAAUGAAUUUAUCUUUACCAAAAACCAUGUGGAGUUCAAAGAGGUGAACAUUAAAAUAUCGAGACAGGACAGAAUGUGUUCUUUUCUCCUUUACCAGUCCUACUCUUUGGAAGACUCAGGAGUCUGCCACUUGUCAGAGAAGGUGCUGAUCCUCAGAAUUUUUCGUUCUCAGAAUUUGGUGUGCUGCCAACUUGACGUCUCACCUGCCACAAACCACCAGGACUGAAAGAAGAGAAAAGUACAGGAGGCCAAGUUUACAGAUGUUUUUAAUUCUAGUAUCUUAUCCAGAACAACUUGCAGCAGCUGUGUGUUUCCCCUCGCUCCACGCCUGGUACUUUAGCCACCCUAACUCACUCACAGGGAGAGGCAGCUGGUAGUCAUGUGCCUUGAUUGAGUAAAGGUUUCUUACAGGCAGCAGAAGACCAGAUCUCAGUUGUUUGCUUCUUGCCAUCACUGUCCAGGCCUUCAGCUUCUGAGUCUUUUUUUCCCUUUCCUGUGAUCUGUUACCACUUUAUGACUUUUACUUACUCCAAUAUUUUGCCAUUUUUUUCUAUAUAAAAAACAUUUAUAAUCACCAGGGAUGUUCCUUUCCAAGGAGGUUUAGUGCCAGACCUUUCCUGUGUUUGUUUCAAAGGCUGAGAAAGGUGGACCCAGCCGAAGUGGUAGGUGAUGAAGAGGCAUUGUUUCUGAAGACACUAUUAAUUGAAAAGGAUCAGAGACGGCAGUCUUUUAGAUACUUCCAUCCCUGCUACAAUCUAGCAGCUCACUAUCAUUUCUUGAAAUUGGAAUUCUACUAGAAAGCAGACGACUAACACAAAAGCAAAACAACCCCCAAACAGUUACAAGAGACCAUUUAAAUCUGCUCUUUUUUGCUGUUUGCCUUUGCUUACAGUUAGCCAACCUAUCAUUAAAUUGUGCUCCAGCCUCUGUGGCACUAAACGUUGGGCUUUGUAGAACAGUUAGCACCGUGAGUGGUUCAAGCACACUGGAAUAUAAAACAGCCGUGGUCUGAGAUGAAGGUGAUGCCAUUACAGAACCACAAUGUAGCAGGUAUUGAUUGCUGUGUCUUUGCCCAGAGUGACAGUCAUAAAUGCUAUACAACAAUAAAGGGGGAAUGGUGCUGUUCAAAGUUAUAUCCCUGUAAAUUUCAGAAGUAAAAAAUGAUUUCUUUGGUCCACUUGCCUAAUUUCCCUGUUUUCUCUUCCACAUCGUAUACCUUAGAUACCCCAGUGUUGUGAAAGAAGACAUUGCCGUGUGUCUUUUUUCAACCAUACCAAGCCAUCAUCCUCCAUUGCUCCCAGGGACUCAAGAGGAAUUUGUUUCUCUGCUGUUAACUUCCCGUCUGGCUAAGGAUAGGGUCACUUUGUCAUUAUGCAAAUGGAGAUAUAAGCAAUUCUGACUGUCCAGGAGCUAAUCUGACCGUUCUAUUUGUGGAUGACCACAUAAAAAGGCAAUUUUAGUGUAUUAAUCAUAGAUUAUUAUAAACUAUAAACUUAAGGGCAAGGAGUUUAUUACAAUGUAUCUUUAUGAAAACAAAAGGGUGUAUAGUGUUCACAUACUGUGAAAAUAGUGUAAGAACUGUACAUUGUGAGCUCUGGUUAUUUUUCUCUUGUACCAUAUAAAAAUGUAUAAAAAUUAUCAAAAAGCUAAUGUGCAGGGAUAUUGCCUUAUUUGUCUGUAAAAAGGAGCUCAGUAACAUAACUGCUUCAUGGAGCUUUGGAAUAUUUUAUCCUGUAUUCUUGUUUGAAUUCCUCCUCUAUUUAAGAUAUAUACUUGGAAUCGAAGUGUUUAUGUAAUAGUUCUAUCCUUCUGCCUGCAGGUCAGUUGUAAUAAAUCUAGAUGUGAUGA